Dacryopinax primogenitus is the source of this 2421-nucleotide messenger RNA. Its product is annotated as glyoxal oxidase. The record is from RefSeq and is a predicted model, not a curated record. Lineage: Eukaryota; Fungi; Basidiomycota; Dacrymycetes; Dacrymycetales; Dacrymycetaceae. The transcript has 4 exons. Bases 36 to 2018 code for a protein of 660 amino acids.
CCUCAUCUUGCUUUCUGACCACCACCAACUAGUGCAUGCCAAUGGCACUCACCGUCCUCCUCCCCCUCUUGACAUUGCUAGUGUCCACUACUGCCCGGCCACAACCACAAGCAGAGGCAACAGCUACUUACCUCGCUACUGCUUCCGGGUCUAUCCUACCCUCUGGUGCUGCACCGACAAACACAGCAGCACCAAGCGGUACAGGUCAACCAACGAGGGAUGGCACGGUGAACCAGUUCCAGAUAGUAGGCAACUCGGGGGUCAGCGCACAGCAGAUGUUCCUCGGCACGCUCAACAAGGUGUACAUCCUUGACAAGACGGAGGAGAACCUUCAGUUGCAGGUAGACGGCUUCCCCGCAUGGGGGUCAGAGUACGAUCUCGCGACGGACACCGUGCGGGGAAUGUUCGUGCUCAGUAACACUUUCUGUGCCGCGGGCGCGUCCCUUGGGAACGGAUCUUGGGUCAACUUCGGGGGCAACCAGGCUGUAACUUGGGGUGGGCUUACUGCUGCUUCCCAGACGGGAGGAGGGCCGUACGAUGAUUGGGAUGGGGGGCAGGCGGUGCGCUUAUUAGACCCGUGCGAUGAUGGCACUUGCGAGUGGGUAAAUUUGGCCCCGAUGACGACGAGAAGGUGGUACCCUUCUGUCGAGCCGUUGGAGGACGGGAGUGUCAUCGUUCUGGGAGGCGACGAAUGGGGAGGAUACGUAAACGACGCCUCGCAGAACAACCCCACGAUCGAGUUCUUCCCCUCGCGCGGCGCCCCCAUAGGUCUCAACAUCCUGCUCAACUCCCUUCCGGCCAACCUCUACCCCCUCACAUGGCUGCUCCCAUCCGGCAACCUCCUGAUCCAGACUAACUGGGCUGCAGAAAUCUACGACUACAAAGCCAACGUCGAGUACCCCCUACCUAACAUUCCUAAUGCUGUGCGCACCUACCCCGGCUCGGGGGCGACGGCGAUGCUGCCCCUCACACCGGCGAACAAUUGGACCGCGACGGUGCUCUUCUGCGGAGGGACGAACUUAGAGCCCGACCAGUGGGUCACGAACUGGACGAUAGCCGCUUACCCGGCAGACGAGUCCUGCGUCUCGAUAUCCCCCGAUAUCAGCAGUACAUGGACGUACGACAGCACCCUCCCCGAAGGGCGUACGAUGGGCCAGUUCAUCAUGCUCCCCGACAGCACGCUCUUCCUCACCAAUGGAGGCGGGACUGGAACAGCAGGGUACGGCAACGACACAUGGGCGAUCGGUCAUUCCUAUGCCGAUAACCCUGUCCUCACUCCGUUGGUGUACGACCCCCGACUCCCCGCUGGCAACCGUUGGUCCAGGCAAGGACUGGGCAGCUCGACAGUCCCGAGGAUGUAUCAUUCCUCCGCCCUACUCCUGCCAGACGGGAGCGUCUUCGUCGCUGGCUCCAACCCCAAUCCCGACUAUACAGUCGGAGCAGGGGUCAAGUACCCAACAGAAUAUCGCACAGAACGCUUUUACCCAUGGUACUACUCUUCCCGCAGGCCGGAACCGCAGGGUCUGCCAUCGAACCUCUCCUACGGCGGGGAACCGUUCGACGUACAACUGUCCGCCCAGGAUCUCCAGAACAACGGCAUAGUCAACGCAUCCGUCAUCGUCAUCCGCGGCGGGUUCUCGACGCACGCGAUGAACAUGGGCCAACGGUUCGUCCAGCUCAACUCUACAUAUACGGGCAACACCGACGGCUCGGGGACGCUGCACGUUUCCCAGCUCCCGCCGAAUCCCGCGAUCCUACCCCCGGGACCGGCGAUGGUUUUCGUAACUGUGGGAGGUGUGCCCAGCUUGGGAGCGUUCGUGAUGGUCGGAUCGGGGAUGGGCACACAGCAGGUGUUGCCCGCAGGGGCGUUGAAGGCGAGUAGCAUGCCCCUGCCAGCGCCCAACACGACCGGGAGUGGAGGGGGGAAUGUGGCUGUUUCGGCCGCGAUGGGUGGGGGGGUCGAGCUGGGAGUCGGUCUGUUGGUGGUAGGGUUGGGGUUGGUGGCACUGAUGCUGUAGAUCUCGGACUCGCGCUCGCACUUUCUCAUUUCACUUAGUUAUCACGCUCUCAAGCACCUACGCGCUCAGGCUUACAGCACGUAUAAUCGCAUCGUACACAUCGUACGGCACACGGACUACGUAGACUCGCUUUCCUCUCGCUUUGUUCCCAUUUUAUUGUGUAUCUCUUUGUGUGUUUAUUGCCGUUUGUCAAGGACUCGAACUAAUUUCUUCGUAAUGUGGUGUUCUCGGUGGGUGCGACAUUUUGUUGACGGUCGACGAUCAAGGAGGGCUGGGGUUUGAUUAGAGUGAGCACGGAUAGGGACAGCAGUAGAAGAAUGUAGAGAAGCGCGUAAUGUGCCAUAAGGUACCGGGUCAUCGAGGGAGCUGAUGAGGUGAAAUGUCUAGAAGAGUAGAUAGAGGU